AUGGCUACCAACAGUGGUUAUGGGCAAGUGAUUGAAUAUAUUCAAGAUCGUCUCUACCUCGCCUCCUACGAUAACCCUCCCGAUGCACGAACCCCAUUUCCUUAUCCCCUAGAGCAGCCGAGAUCACCGUCCAAGCGCUCUGCGAGGGCUCAGCCUAGCACUCCUAGCAAGAAGCGCAGUCCCGUCUAUUUCACAGUAGAUGAUGUCUUAUUGUACAACUCAUUCCAUGCCGAUUUCGGCCCUCUACACAUCGGUCACUUGUAUCGGUUCGCGGUCCAGUUCCACGAGAUUCUUGGGGAGCCUGAAAACCGUGAUCGUGCAGUGGUGUUCUACUCUAAGACGGAUGCACGAAGCCGUGCUAAUGCUGCUUGCCUGGUUGCCUGCUACAUGGUCCUGAUCCAGGCCUGGCCCCCGCACCUCGCUCUGGCACCAAUUGCGCAAGCCGAUCCCCCGUACAUGCCAUUCCGUGACGCAGGCUAUAGUCAGGCAGAUUUCAUCCUAAAUACCCAGGAUGUCGUCUAUGGCGUGUGGAAAGCUAAGGAGCAGUCGCUCUGUAGCCUCAGGGACUUUAGUCUUGAAGAAUACGAAAAGUUUGAGCGUGUUGACAUGGGUGAUUUCAACUGGAUCACCCCGCAGUUCCUCGCUUUCGCCUCGCCGCAACACCAACCGAUUGCGCCAAUCCCUCAAAACACGCCCGAGUUCGCAGCGCUUCCAUCCACCGUCUCUGAAGUCCUUUCUUCAAAGCUACCUCUUCCUUUCAAAAACGUUCUGGCGCACUUUUCAUCCCGUAACAUCGGCCUUGUUGUGAGACUGAACUCCGAGUUGUACUCUCCCUCCUACUUCACGGCUCUGGGCAUCACCCAUGUGGAUAUGAUCUUUGAAGACGGAACCUGCCCUCCCCUGCCACUUGUCCGUUGCUUCAUCAAAAUGGCACACGAGACGAUCUCUAAGAAGAAGGGCAUUGCUGUUCACUGCAAGGCCGGUCUGGGACGGACUGGAUGCUUAAUCGGCGCGUACCUCAUCUACAGAUACGGAUUUACUGCCAACGAGAUCAUUGCUUUCAUGAGAUUCAUGCGACCGGGCAUGGUAGUCGGUCCUCAACAGCACUGGCUACACCUCAACCAGGGCUCUUUCCGCGAGUGGUGGUACGAGGACUCGAUGAAGGAGAAGCUGGCUCAGAUGCAGGCUGCUCCCAUCACCCCUGGACGGCCAUCUACCAGACAGCGGGCCAACGGACCUGUCGCCACGCCGCCGAACAACGGCCAUUCUAAGCGUGCUGCUCUUGGCGAGAUCGACCACAACGAAGGAGCUGGGGCCCCGGCGGAAGAGUACCUCCCCGCACCCACUCCUGGACAGCCUCGCAAGUCACACAGAAAAGACUCCCGCCAUCACCCCUAUGCCCGUACCACAUCUGGAAGCUUGGUUGUCGACAAGGAUGGCAAUAAGAAUUCCGAACAGACCAGCCACAGACACCACCGUCUCAGCAACGACAGCAGCGAGAGUGAAGAGGAGAUCCAAUUGCGUAUGUUGGCGAAGCGUUCCUCCAGAUCCCCUGUCGCAUCCCCCAGUCAGCGGUCCGUCAGUUACUCUGCUACGGUAACUGCUAGCUACACCCUGAAUGACGAUGAUCGAGAGAAUUGGGGCGAUGCUGCCGCGUAUGCAGCACCGAAGACUCCUGUCAGCACCAAGAGUGGCAGUGGAGCGAUCGCAGUAACAAAGGUUCGGACGAGCCCCAGGCGUGCAACAGACACGAGGAGUGAGACGAAGGUUCGGAAGGCUAGCGGCCGCGUUGGCAGUGCUGGAAGUCCCACGCGGGUGAAAUAA
Molecule: messenger RNA, 1824 nt
Organism: Aspergillus luchuensis
Lineage: Eukaryota; Fungi; Ascomycota; Eurotiomycetes; Eurotiales; Aspergillaceae
Gene: cdcA
Product: phosphoprotein phosphatase CDC14
Exons: 3
Coding region: 1-1824 (607 amino acids)
Biological process (GO): microtubule cytoskeleton organization; protein dephosphorylation; positive regulation of cytokinesis
Cellular component (GO): mitotic spindle; mitotic spindle pole body; mitotic spindle midzone
Molecular function (GO): protein serine/threonine phosphatase activity; protein tyrosine/serine/threonine phosphatase activity
Source: RefSeq, a predicted model, not a curated record